Molecule: messenger RNA, 4515 nt
Organism: Microthlaspi erraticum
Lineage: Eukaryota; Viridiplantae; Streptophyta; Magnoliopsida; Brassicales; Brassicaceae
Source: the annotation of a GenBank genome assembly
AUGGGUUUUCAUUUCUUGACAACACAAUGGUUCCAACUCAACUCACUCUGCUUGAAGGAACAUAUAAGCAUCAUUAUGCAAGGUGCCUUUCUCGCUUUCUUUGUUAUUCAUUUGGCACUGAAAUGGCUUGGUGUAGUGAGAAACAGAGGAGUUAAUGACGUAGAAGAAGAAGACUUGAAGAAGCAGAGCAUAACCGUAAAGCAGAGCUUCUCUUACAACGUUUCUCUCCUCUGCUCUGUUUCGAUCUUAGGGACUCAUUGCUUUAUCUUGCUUUUGCUGUUUCGAGACAUCGCAGUGUCACAAAAGUGUGACUCCUCUGUUUCCGUCUUCUCCGGUGAGAUCUCACAGGCUUUCUCGUGGCUGAUUGUUUCCGUUUCCGUGGUUAAGAUCAGAAAAAGGAAACCUUUUAAGUUUCCUUGGAUGUUAAGGCUAUGGUGGCUCUGUAGUUUCAUCUUAUCUCUAGCCUUUGCUGCUCCUUUCGUAACCGCUAAACACGAGCCUCUUCGGUUUCAAGAUUAUGCAGACUUGACUGGUCUUCUCGCAUCCUUGUUCUUGCUCGCUGUCUCAAUCAGAGGCAAAACCGGUCUUCGUCAUGUCGAAUCCAGUGGAAUCACAGAGCCGUUACUACAUGGUAGCAGCGAAACAGAGCAGAUCAAGAAGGACUCUUCUUCCUCUUCUUCUUCUUAUUCUCCAUAUGGAAACGCUACUCUCUUCCAACGCAUCACUUUCUCAUGGAUCAACCCUUUGUUCUCCCUCGGAUACAAGAGACCUCUCGAAAGAGACGACGUACCGGACAUCGCCGUGAAAGACUCCGCUCUGUUCUGCUCUCAAACGUUUGACCACAACCUCAAAACCACCAUAGCGAAAGAAGGACCUGGAAAGGCUUUCUUCUACAAGUCCACUCUUCGAUUCGUCUGGAAGAAAGCUGCCAUCAACGCCGUCUUCGCAGUUGUAAACGCGAGCACAGCUUACAUCGGACCGUAUCUCAUCAACGACUUCGUGGAGUUUCUAACUGACAAACAAAAACAGAGCUUAAACCAUGGUUACCUUCUUGGACUUGGCUUCCUAAGUGCCAAGAUCGUCGAGACAGUCACUCAAAGACAAUGGAUCUUUGGAGCUCGUCAGCUUGGAAUGCGCUUAAGAGCAGCUUUGAUAUCUCAUAUAUACCAAAAAGGUUUAGUCUUGUCGAGCCAAUCUCGUCAAAGCCACACGAGCGGAGAGAUCAUCAACUACAUGAGUGUAGAUGUUCAGAGGAUCACUGAUUUCAUUUGGUAUGUCAACAAUAUAUGGAUGUUGCCUAUACAGAUCUUCUCGGCCAUCUUUAUCUUGCAGAAGCAUCUAGGGCUUGGAGCGUUAGCUGCAUUGGUCACAACUUUCAUUGUCAUGGCUUGCAACUACCCUCUCACAAAGAUUCAGAGAAACUACCAAUCAGACAUCAUGAACGCCAAAGAUGAGAGAAUGAAAGCAACUUCGGAGAUUCUCAAGAACAUGAAGAUCCUCAAGCUUCAAGCUUGGGACAAUCAGUUUCUCAACAAGGUUAAGAGAUUGAGGAAGGAAGAGUAUGAUUGUCUGUGGAAGUCUUUGAGGUUACAAGCUUUCACAACUUUCAUACUUUGGGGAGCUCCUGCUUUGAUCUCUGUGGUGACUUUUGUGACUUGUAUGCUCAUUGGAGUGAAGCUAACAGCUGGAGCUGUCUUGUCUGCUCUUGCAACGUUUCAAAUGUUACAAACUCCGAUUUUUGGUUUACCUGAUCUCCUCUCUGCUCUUGUUCAGAGCAAAGUCUCUGUAGAUAGAAUCGCUUCUUAUCUUCAACAAAGUGAGACUCAGAAAGAUGCAGUUGAGUAUACUCCAAGGGAUGAAACAGAGCUAAGUGUUGAGAUAGAGAAUGGAACUUUUAGUUGGGAUCCUGAUCAGCAGAGAAGACCGACUCUUGAUGAGAUAGAGCUGAGAGUGAAAAGAGGAAUGAAAGUUGCGAUCUGUGGAGCUGUGGGAUCAGGAAAAUCAAGCUUACUCUCAUCAAUCUUGGGAGAGAUUGAGAAGCUUAAAGGAAGAGUUAGCGUGAGCGGCAAGCAAGCUUAUGUUCCUCAGUCUCCGUGGAUACUAAGUGGGACUGUAAGAGAUAACAUUCUGUUUGGAAGCGUUUACGAAACCGGAAAGUAUGAGAGGACUGUUAAAGCAUGUGCUUUGGUUAAGGACUUUGAGCUGUUCUCUAAUGGAGACAUGACAGAGAUUGGAGAGAGAGGGAUCAACAUGAGUGGUGGUCAGAAGCAGAGGAUACAGAUUGCUCGUGCUGUUUAUCAAGAUGCUGAUAUUUAUCUUCUUGAUGAUCCUUUUAGCGCUGUUGAUGCUCAUACAGGAAGACAACUCUUUGAAGAUUGCUUAAUGGGGAUACUGAAAGAAAAAACAGUACUUUACGUUACCCAUCAAGUGGAGUUUCUUCCAGCAGCAGAUCUCAUUCUGGUGAUGCAAAACGGAAGAGUGAUGCAAGCAGGAAAAUUCGAAGAGCUUCUAAAGCAGAACAUAGGUUUUGAAGUUCUUGUAGGAGCUCACAACGAUGCUCUUGAGUCAAUCCUGUCGAUUGAGAAGUCAAGCAGAAACAUCAAAGAGGACACCAAAGAUGAUGACACAUCAUUGGUUGCAGAGAGUCUUCUUCAAGCACAGUGUGACUCAGAGCACAACAUCUCAACAGAGAACAAGAAGAAGGAAGCAAAGCUAGUGCAAGAUGAAGAAACAGAGAAAGGAGUAAUCGGCAAAGAAAUUUACUUGGCGUAUUUGAGAACGGUGAAAGGAGGAUUGCUUGUGCCGAUCAUAAUCUUGGCUCAGUCUUGCUUCCAAGCGCUACAGAUUGCUAGCAAUUACUGGAUGGCAUGGACUGCUCCUCCUACUGCUGAUUCCAAACCGAAGUUCAGGAUGGAUCGGAUCCUACUUGUGUACGCGCUUCUUGCUGCAGGAAGCUCACUUUGUGUUUUAGCAAGAACUAUUCUAGUCGCAAUAGGUGGACUUUCAACAGCGGAGAUUUUCUUCUCAAGGAUGCUCUGCAGCAUUUUCAGAGCUCCCAUGUCGUUCUUUGAUUCAACUCCAACAGGAAGAAUCUUGAACAGAGCAUCCACAGAUCAAAGCGUUCUUGAUUUGGAAAUGGCAGUGAGACUUGGUUGGUGUGCUUUCUCCAUCAUUCAGAUUGUUGGAACUAUCUUCGUAAUGUCUCAAGUUGCUUGGCAAGUUUGUAUCAUCUUCAUUCCAGUAGCAGUAGCCUGUGUGUUUUACCAGAGAUAUUACACACCAACCGCAAGAGAACUAUCACGCAUGUCAGGAGUAGAAAGAGCUCCAAUCCUUCACCAUUUCGCUGAAUCUCUUGCUGGUGCAACGACAAUACGCGCAUUUGAUCAACGAGACCGCUUCAUCAUCUCAAACCUCAGUCUAAUUGAUAGACAUUCAAGGCCAUGGUUCCAUAAUGCAGCAGCAAUGGAGUGGCUUUCCUUCAGAUUGAAUCUGCUGUCUCAUUUUGUCUUUGCUUUCUCUUUGGUGUUGCUUGUGACCCUCCCUGAAGGUGUCAUCAAUCCAAGUAUUGCUGGUCUUGGAGUCACAUAUGGCUUAAGUCUGAAUGUUUUACAAGCCACAGUGAUAUGGAACAUAUGCAAUGCAGAGAACAAGAUGAUAUCUGUAGAAAGAAUUCUCCAGUAUUCCAAAAUCCCUAGUGAGGCACCUCUAGUAAUUCAUGAUCACAAACUUCCUGAUAACUGGCCAAAUGUUGGAUCAAUCGUCUUCAAAGACCUACAGGUCCGGUAUGCAGAACAUUUUCCAGCUGUCUUGAAGAACAUAACCUGUGAGUUUCCAGGAGGGAAAAAGAUUGGAGUUGUAGGAAGAACAGGAAGUGGGAAAUCAACUCUGAUUCAGGCAUUGUUUAGGAUUGUUGAGCCAAGUCAAGGAACCAUAGUUAUUGAUAAUGUGGAUGUUACCAAGAUUGGUCUACAUGACCUGAGAUCAAGACUCGGGAUUAUUCCUCAAGAUCCUGCACUUUUUGAUGGAACAGUCAGAGUGAAUCUUGACCCUCUAGCUCAGUACACUGAUCGCCAAAUAUGGGAGGCUCUUGAUAAAUGCCAAUUGGGAGAAGUUCUUCGUGCAAAGGAUGAGAAGCUAGAUGCUACAGUGGUUGAAAAUGGAGAAAACUGGAGCGUAGGGCAAAGACAAUUAGUCUGUCUUGGGAGGGUGUUGUUGAAGAAAAGCAACAUUCUCGUGCUCGAUGAAGCCACUGCUUCAGUCGAUUCUGCAACAGAUGGUGUGAUACAGAAGAUCAUCAGCCAAGAAUUCAAAGAUCGAACAGUGGUGACUAUAGCACAUAGGAUCCACACAGUGAUCGAGAGUGAUCUUGUUCUUGUUCUAAGUGAUGGACGGAUCGCAGAGUUUGACUCACCUGCAAAACUGCUAGAGAGGGAAGAUUCUUUCUUCUCCAAACUCAUAAAAGAGUAUUCUAUGAGUUCUACACACUUUACAAGCUCGAAUAAUCUUCUCAGCUGA